AUGGACGGCGUUCCGGCGGAAUUCCGGUGCUCUAUCGGCUGGGUGCGCCGUGCGUUGCGUCGCCAGGGCGUCCGUUGCAUGAGCGCUGUGGGAGAGGCGGCGGACCAGGACAUGGCCGCGGUGCGCACGGCUCGUGAGAAGCUUCCGCAGCUGCUGAUGUAUCUCUCGGUAUCCGCCAGGGAUACCUACAACUUUGACGAAACUGCCCUUUACAUCUCCGUGCUGCCCCGGAAGACUUACGGCAAUCGUCGCGUGGCCGGACGGAAGAUCCCGAAGGACCGUCUUACCGUCGGCCUCCUUGUCAACGCCGACGGGUCUCAUUCGUUCCGCCCCUUGGUCAUCUCAAAGGCCAAGAGGCCCCACGACUUCCGGCCCGACUAUAACCCUGACGAUGUGUGCUACUGGCGCACUGCCAAGAAGGGCUGGAUGACGACUGAGGUCUUCACUCACUUCAUGGAGCAGCUCAAUGCCGCCAUGUACGCCACGGAGAGGAGCAUUGUCAUCCUCAUGGACAAUGCUAGCAGCCACGUCCUCAAGUCUGAAGGGGCCGAGACGGAGGACCUGUUCGGAUUCCGCACUCGCAAGCUCAGCAACCUCCGCAUCGUCUACCUGCCUCCUAACACUACGUGUUUCACCCAGCCCCUCGAUCAGGGGAUCAUUGCGACGGCGAAGGCGCGGUACCGUGCGCAUUGGCUCAGCGCCUUCACUGCGCAGUGGGCCGAGAACGGCGCCACGUCAGCGAUGGCGAGGUACAGGCCGAACCUCCGCGACGUCCUGGCCUGGUUGCUCGACGCAUGGAUGAACAUCGAGCGUCGCACGAUUCAGCGCUGCUGGUGGCGCACCGAGUGCCUGCCGCGUGCGUGGGAGAUGCAGCUUGAGCACGUCCGCAACGGCGGCAAUGGCGGCGCCGGCGGCAACGGCGUCGCCGGCGGCAACGGCGGUCCCACUGAACUCGACGAGGCAGUGGGCGAUGUGGGGAUCCUCAUCGACCGCCUUGGCCUUGGGCCUUCGGCGAUGCCGGCCGCGGAGUUCGUGCGCGUCGACGACAAUCAGCCGACUUGCGCCGAGCCGGGCGAGGACCCGCUUGCGAUGGAGCCGCCGAAUGUGCCGGCGCCUGAGAUGUGGGAGGCUCCCGCCAGUAUGCAGGCCGUCUAUGACGACGCCAAUCCGGCGUGCCGUGAAGCACGGCGCUAUGCGCGCGCCGCGAGCGAAAUGCUCAUCGGCUACGCCAAGGCGACCGGCAUCACCCCGCGUGACCUCUGCGCGCUGUUCGACAUCCGCAACCCCAUCAUCAGGGCCCGGAUGGAGCGCGCAAGUCCGCCGCUCAAUCUGAACCAGACCCCACCUCCCGCCACGCCCGACGGCUCCACCCCGCCGGCGGAGACCCCUCGCCGCCGUGGGCGUGUGCUGCCGGCGUGGAUGACGGCGCCGACCCCGCGUUGGGUCACCAUGGCUCAGGAUGCGGCUCGCCGCCAGGAGCUCAUUGACGCAGGGGCGCCCGCCGUGAUGGGCGGCUUCCUGGAUGCGGCCGAGUGGAUGAGGCUGUGA
Messenger RNA from Closterium sp. Naga37s-1, 1548 nucleotides. The record is from the annotation of a GenBank genome assembly. NCBI's taxonomy places the organism in Eukaryota, Viridiplantae, Streptophyta, Zygnematophyceae, Desmidiales, Closteriaceae.